AAUGGUGGAAAGGUAUAAGGUAUAAGGUCGCACUCAGAGGUGUAACUGAUUGUGAGUACAAUCUACGAAGAGAAAUUUCCCACACAAGGUAUAAGCUAUACUAUACCGAUUGCUGUGUGGCGCAAGGGGAGUUAUGUCACACACGGUGCCUCCCGGAUAUCGUGUGCCCUUCGGGAAUACGAACCAAAUUCCAGGCAUUCGCGACUCUAUCCGGAUGAAAUCGUGCGAUCGCGGGAGCGAACGACUAGAGGAGUCCCCAGUUGCGGAAUCGGGUCUAACUAAAACUCGAGUUCGCUAUAGCAGCACUGCCAGACGUUGUUAUAAAAAGCAGCUGCAGAGAGAAGGACAGGCUGAAAAAGCCCAAAGUCCUACUCUUCGGAUACAAAGGACAAAGAGAGAAAGAUAUGGUCAACAUGUGACACGUAAAAGCGUGUCUUUUUUUAAGCCACAAUAUUUCCAAUCUGUCGGAUAGUCACCCAGGCAAAAAACCCAAGGUCACUGAUCGAAGAUUAUGUUCUUGCGCCCAAGCGAUUAAGAUAAGAGCAUAAUCAGGAUAGCCUUCUAGAACGAGGGCUAGAUGUCGGUGAAGUGGGUGUGAUCAGAAAGCUGAUCAGCAGAUCCUUGAACUUCGAGAGUGCGCUAGUUCCCACCUUUAUGAGAAAUUCCUGAGAAAGAAAUAGCGUAAUCAUCUUUAUAUAAAUGCGCCAAUGAACAAUCAGCAAAUCAGCUAAAAAGCCUAUUCACCGAGAUCAAAAUCAGGGAUAUUCCUUUCGAUGCAUUGCCAGCCGAUGAGCUACUCAAACACCAUUGGUACAUGUGGAAGAGCCUGAUUUGUCGGUUGAGGAGACCGACAGAUCUCCUGUCGAAGAAAAAUAAUAAUCUUUCUUCGACAGACAAAACACAGGUCUGGUAGCCAAGUCGUCAUAAGGGAGAGUGAAAGCAGGGAUGUCAAGUGCGUCUAUGUCGCUGCCUUGAUCAGCGGCUUCUCUCAGGAAGCCUAAAAAACUGUUUCAAAAGGUAAAAGUGAUCUAAUAGCUCGCUCCACCAUGCCAGGAGAAUGUCUUAUUUGCGUUGCUGCAUCCAUAAUUCUGUUCACAAGUUCAUCCCUAUUGCGAGAUUGUUCUGUAUAAACUACUGACUUCAUAUGCCCCCAAAAAAAGUAGUCUAAGGAUUUGAAAAUGUUUCAAAUAUUCAUAUUAACUUUCAAUAGUUGUGGUUCUGUUAGGAAUAUUUACGGAGAUAUGUUUAAUGUUUAUUAAACAAUUUCAACUCUAAAUGACUUCAAUAACACACCCGGACCUCGAGUCAUAGGACUCAUAGGACACCCUGUAUAAUAUGUAUAUAUAAUAUUAUAAUAUACAUAUAUGUAUAUAA
This is a messenger RNA of Temnothorax curvispinosus, 1374 nucleotides long. RefSeq lists its product as uncharacterized. Lineage: Eukaryota; Metazoa; Arthropoda; Insecta; Hymenoptera; Formicidae. The record is from RefSeq and is a predicted model, not a curated record. Bases 134 to 472 code for a protein of 112 amino acids. The transcript is spliced from 2 exons.